ACUUAAAAGAACAUUCAAAAAAAAAUAUCCAAAAAUGUACCAAUCCUUUUAAUAAUUCACCAAAUGAAAAUUCAACACAAGAAAUGAAUGAAUUACCAACAACAUUUGAAUCAAAAGAAAAAGAAAUUUUGGAAACUUUAUUUACAUAUGAUAUAAGACCAACUGAUACUGUAAUUGAUUCCACUUUAUCAAAUCUAUUAGCUCAUUGGGAUGGUUGGACAAAAAAAAGAUUAGAGAUGCUUGAAAGAGUUUCUCUUAUUCUUUACGUCGAACGUACCCUUUCAACCGUUCGUUAUGCUGAGGUUCAGCCUUCUCUUAAUACAUUAACUGAAGAAGAAGAAAGUAUCCGAGAAGCAGUCUCACAGUAUGCACAAAAAAAGUUACAGUUAAAAGUUCGCGAAAUGGAUGAAAAAGAAAAACUCGAUCCGGAAGUUCUUAAAGAUUUAUUUGAACAGGGGUUUAUGGGUAUCGAGACAGAGUCAGAAUAUGGUGGUUCAAACAGUUCUUUCUUAGCCGCGAUUUUAGUCGUGGAAGAAUUGGCAAAAGUGGAUCCAUCCGUUAGUGUAAUUUGUGAUGUUCAGAAUACACUUGUCAGCACAUUAUUCCGUAAAUAUGGUAACGAUUACUUGAAAGAAAAAUAUUUGCCGCGUCUUGUGAAAGACACGGUUGGUUGCUUUUGUCUAUCUGAAUCUGAAGCUGGUAGUGAUGCAUUUGCUCUCAAAACUCGAGCCGAAAAGAAAGGUGAUUAUUAUGUAAUCAAAGGAUCGAAAAUGUGGAUCACAAAUUCUGCGGAAGCAGAUAUUUUUUUAGUCUUUGCUAAUUUGGAUCCAUCCAAGAAACACAAAGGAAUUACUUGUUUUGUUAUAGAAAAGGAAAUGGGGGUUAAAGUUGCAAAGAAAGAAUCGAAGGUUCCUGAAAGUAAUGUUCUUGGAGAAAUAGGGAAAGGUUAUAAAUAUGCCAUUGAGAUAUUGAAUGAAGGCCGUAUUGGUAUAGCUGCUCAGAUGAUUGGUCUAGCUCAGGGAGCUUACGAUAGUGCAUUGCCUUAUUUAUUUGAGAGGAAGGCUUUCGGAAAUUAUAUUGGAGAAUUUCAGGGCAUGCAACAUCAAUUCGCUCAAACAGCCAGAUUAUUGACAUACAAUGCGGCCAGAAUUAAGCAAGAAGGAAAAAAUUUUGUCAAAGAAGCUGCUUUUGCUAAAUUAUAUUCUUCACAAAUUGCAGAAAAGACGGCCUCGAAGUCAAUUGAAUGGAUGGGAGGAGUUGGUUUUACUCGAGAGUUUCCAGGAUCCAUAUAUGAGGGAACUUCAAACAUGCAAUUAACAACAAUUGCUAAAUUAAUAUCACAAGAAUAUAAGAAGUAA
Diversispora eburnea is the source of this 1358-nucleotide messenger RNA. The record is from the annotation of a GenBank genome assembly. NCBI's taxonomy places the organism in Eukaryota, Fungi, Glomeromycota, Glomeromycetes, Diversisporales, Diversisporaceae.